This is a messenger RNA of Acaulospora morrowiae, 3072 nucleotides long. The record is from the annotation of a GenBank genome assembly. Lineage: Eukaryota; Fungi; Glomeromycota; Glomeromycetes; Diversisporales; Acaulosporaceae.
AUGUUUUACAUCCGAAAAACUUGGCCUGUCUUGAUAAUUCUUCUUGGUGCCCAAUUCAUUGGACUCGGUUUAUUUGCCAAAGGGUUUUUUCCGUACAAAUCAAUUCUACCAGGAUUUGCAAAAGUUGAUGAAUUUCCGCAGUAUCCAAAUGGAGAGGAAGCAUCACCUCCCGAACCAUUAUUUGAUAGACUGGUAUUCAUGCUUGUUGAUGCGUUAAGAAGUGACUUUAUAUUUGGCGAGAACUCCGGCAUGGAAUUCGUGAAAAGUCUUAUAGGAAAUCGUUACGCGAUACCUUAUACGGCAAUUGCUUCGGCUCCAACAGUUACACUGCCAAGGAUAAAAGCACUUACCACUGGGACUGUUCCAAAUUUUUUGGAUGCAGUCCUUAACAUAGCAGAAUCAGACACCUCGUCAUCUCUUGCACGCCAAGAUAAUUGGUUGAUACAGUUGAAGAACUCCAGGAAUAAGACAAUUUCUUUUUUUGGAGAUGACACGUGGAUAAAAUUGUUUCCUGGCGUGUUUAAUAUCACAGACGGAACCACCUCAUUUUUCGCCUCAGAUACAGUUGAAGUUGACUUAAAUGUCACAAGAAAUGUGAUUCCACAAUUGUCAUCUCCAGAAUGGGAUGUUUUGAUAUUUCAUUAUCUUGGCCUAGAUCAUGUUGGUCAUUCAAGUGGGCCACAUAGCCCAUUGAUGUUCCCGAAACAACAAGAAAUGGACGAUGUAGCAAAAACCAUCUUUGAGACUAUAGUCAAGCAGGAUGACAUUCGGAUUAAACAAGAUGAAAAUGCUAAGCCAACCUUAUUUGUAUUGUGCGGAGAUCAUGGAAUGAACGAGGUUGGAAACCAUGGUGGUUCAUCCGUGGGUGAAGUGACAACUGCUUUUGUUUUUAUGAGUUCAAAAUUUCAACAAGUGAAGCAUGUUCGCGAAAAAAUGAACUCAGUUCACGACAUUCAAUCAUUACGAUAUUAUGAAGUUGUUGAUCAAAUAGAUUUGGUACCAACACUAUCACUUUUGUUUGGAAUUCCAAUACCAAAGAAUAACUUGGGUAAGGUUAUGUUGGACGUUUUAGAAGAUAGUGAUCCCCUAGAAAAGCUGCGAAUGUUACAACUGAAUGCUCAUCAAUUAUCUGGUGUGUUACAAACAUUAUGGAAAACCUUUGAUCGUGAUCCUGAUGUCAUCAAUGCACAAGGUAUCAAAGAUUGUGAUUUCGAUAACGGCGAGGAGAAAGAAAGACUUCAGUGCCUGUAUUGGAUUGCAUAUUAUUAUCACAUGAAAGCACUUGGUUUUUUUGAUAUGGAUUUUAUUAAAAAUGCAACGUCUUUUUACGAAAAGUUUAUUUCCGAAUCAAGCUCUCGCCUAUCCUCUAGCUCAAGGGACUAUGAUGUUGAAUCAAUGUUCUGGGGCCUACUUUUUAUGGGAUUUUCGGCCAUUUGCUUUUUAAUGGUCAUAACAAGCCAAAAAAGUAAACAGAUGUUAAAAAGUCAGGGAAGAAAAAGAUUAGAGUUUAUUACAUUGUCAAGCAUAUUGGGAUUUUGUGCAACCUUGUUUGCAAGUAGUUAUGUAGAAGAAGAACAUCAGUUUUGGUACUUUUGGAUUCAGACAUUGUGGGUUGGACUCUUUAUAAAUAGUUUUGAUUUACAUAAUUAUAUAACUGACCUAAGACUAGCAUUAACAUUGAUUGGUCAGAUGUUACUCGUUCGUCUAAUUCGCAGUUGGAAUCAGACAGGGCAAAAGUAUGCAGGAGAGACGGAUCUAAGAUUUUAUCUAAACACCUCUUAUUUUUACACAAUGUGGAUGCUAUUUUUUGGAACCGUUUUAUUGCUGACCACGAAAACCUUACUUGAGAUACGCUUUUACAUGGAAGCAAAAUACCUCAAGCGAAGAAAAUUAUACAAAAAUUCCCAACUAAUAGUCCAACUAUUGGUUGUAAUCGUCGCCAUCAUGAUAACUAAGUAUAAGUUGGAAAUUGGUGGUGGUAAAGAAUUGUUUCCAAAGAUAUUUGAAAUUAUUGAAAUAAUUGCCCCGGUGUCUACUCCGGUGACCCUUGCCAGGGUCAUAUACGCUAUUCUAGCGUUUUUGGCGCUCUGGAUUAUUAUCUCGUCGCCAUUUAAAAGAAUUAAUCAAACUGCUCAAGUGUCCCAGAUAACAAUUUCGACUCUAUUGUUAUGCAUCGCAACUUAUCUCUUCAUAUUGUUAUCACGACCGCAUAACGCCCCUUUAUACAUAUUGUAUUACAUUCAAUAUUCGUUGUUAAUAAGAUGGAUCCGACUUAAUAUGAAAUAUGGAAUACAAAUAUCACCAUUGACCUUCAAUUAUAUUCUACUGUGCUUAAAAUUUAUGUCAUUCUUUUCCUUGGGAAAUUCAAAUUCUAUAGCAUCGAUCGAUAUAAGUAAUGCAUAUAUAGGAGUUGAUAGGUAUAGUGUAGCUAUAGUUGGAACAUUGACAUUUUUUGCAAAUUGGGCGGGAAGUAUUUGGUGGGUUCUUGCAGGAAACUUGAUAAGAUGUGAGAUAAAUGUUUAUUUUAAAACAUUGAGAUCAUUGGAUAUUUAUAAUGGUGACAGCGGUAGUGGAAGUAGUGGUCCUGUCGAUGAUAUUGGUUCAGAUGAUUUCGAUUCGGAAAUUUUCGCCAAAGACGAUCCCGAGAACGAUGACCUUUUCUUUACACCAAAAGAAGACAGUGAUAGUGAUGAUGAUUAUUCGGCACCUCUGUUUGUUACGUCGACACCCAAUUCGCUAAGUGAAUUCCUCGCUAAUCAAGUCGCCAAAAACAUAAACGACGAGGAGGUGGCGGAAAAAAGACAGAUAAAAAGUCUGGUGACAUUUUUAAAUUCUACAUAUUAUACAACGACAUUUCAUUCACUAGUCACAUUUGUGUUAUCGAUAGGGGUCACAAUAUUAAAAGAUCAUUUAUUCAUUUGGACAGUAUUUUCGCCCAAAUAUUUGUAUCAAAUUGUAUGGUGCACUUUGUUUCAACUUUUAACUGAGAUCGUGGGUGGCGGGUUAAUAUGUUGGAUUUGUGGGAAUGUUUUUGUCGAUACUGGGGACGAAGUUUUUUCACCUGGCUUUUGA